GUUAGAACACAAGCCGCGCGCAAACAAUCUUAUCAUGGUAACAUUCAAACUGACGCUAGAGAACUCCGCAGAAUCCGUUGCGUUCACGCGUGGUGCGCAGAACACUUGAACAAAUUCUCCCGCAAUGGAAGAACUAGUUACCCAAGAGACAUAAAUGUGAGGAUCAGUGAUAGUGACAAUACCAAAGAAAAAGCCAAAGUACACAUUUCUAGUCUGGGGGACUUUAUAUCCGACAAACUGGAGGACCUACAUACUUUGGAGGGCACAGAGGGAGUGGGCGAUAACACUAGCGAGGAGCUAUGCCUUGCAAAGAACUUGAAUUUAUCAGGUAACUUUUGCGAGGCAUACUACGAUGGCUUGCUGUGCUGGGAUCCGACUCCGUGGAACACAGUUGCGAUACAAAAAUGCUUCAGCGAGUUCCACGGUGUCCAGUACGAUGAUACGCAAAACGCGUCAAGGUACUGUUUGGACGGCAGGUGGCGCAACUAUUCCGAUUACGUGAAUUGCACAGAACGGAUAGCAAACGUAUCGCCGACAGAUGUCACCAGCCUCAUAUACCUAGCCGGCUACUCGCUCAGCUUAGCCGUGCUGUCACUAGCUGUAUUUGUUUUCCUUUAUUUCAAAGACCUAAGAUGUCUUCGGAAUACUAUACACACUAAUUUAAUGACGACGUACAUUUUGUCAGCUUGCAGUUGGAUGUUAAAUUUAGCAUUACAAAAUUGGUCAGAAGAAGCCAACCAAGACCAAACAUCAUGCAUGAUUCUCGUCAUAUGCAUGCACUAUUUCUAUCUUACGAAUUUCUUUUGGAUGUUGGUGGAAGGUCUAUAUCUGUACAUGCUAGUCGUAGAAACUUUCACCGCAGAGAAUAUAAAACUCAAAGUUUACACCACCAUCGGAUGGGGUGCCCCAGCUAUUUUCAUCACAAUAUGGGUUAUUUGCCGGUGCUUCGUCUCAGAAAUGCCAACGACUGGUCCAGAUGGGAUGGCGAUAACAGGCGCAGGUAAGAUGUGCCAAUGGAUUCACGAGCAUCAAGUAGAUUGGAUUCACAAAGCACCCGCGCUUGUUGGACUUGCCCUUAAUCUAUUCUUCUUGAUUAGGAUCAUGUGGGUUCUUAUAACGAAACUUAGAUCGGCGAACACGCUGGAAACGGAACAGUACAGGAAAGCAACUAAAGCGCUGCUAGUCCUCAUUCCUCUGCUUGGCAUCACUAACCUACUGGUGCUGUGUGGACCGAGCGAUGACUCCUGGUUUGCCCAUGCCUUCGACUACAUACGCGCUUUGAUGCUGUCCACGCAGGGCUUCACAGUCGCGUUAUUCUAUUGCUUCAUGAACACGGAAGUUCGUCACGCGAUAAGAUACCACGUGGAGAGGUGGAAAACUGGCCGCACCAUCGGUGGUGGGAGGCGGAGAGGCGCAUCGUACUCCAAGGACUGGUCUCCGAGGUCUAGGACUGAGAGUAUCCGGUUGUACAGCCACCCUUCGAAGCGGGAAUCAGCAGCUUCAGAGACGACAACCACGACGCUGCUAGUUCCACGGAUGUCACUUGCCCCUCAUCACGAUGGCAGACAUCUUCAUGCUGAUUACAUAACGAGCGGGAGCGCAAGCGGCGAGCAGUCGCCGGUGUGAGGAGGGGGGCGGGGGAGGCUCUCGCGCCUGCGUACUCUGCCCGAGGAGGACGCUCCUCCCGCCUCUCCCGCCUUCUCCACCCCGCCACCCAUCACCACAACACUAACAACUCCGCACUCUUCAUCUAGCUCACUAGCGACGGCAACGUCCGGAAACUCCAAAUGCCACUCCCAAGACCUCAUGCAAGCAUUCGAAAACCCCAAAUGCAAUAACACCUGUCCAAGUGGCAUGAUUGAAAACUUUGUGAAUGAUGGCUAUCGAGUAAGCACACCGGACGCACAAACAUAUAACAAAGGCAUUGCCACUAACUUUCCCUUUAACGACAACGCCACUGAUUUUUCUACCUCAAACUGCAAUGAUCUCACAUUAAAAAAAAGGAAAAUUCCCCAUCUCACCCAAUGGUCCUCUAGAGGAGCUUGAUAAAAAUUAGCACUGUAAAAAAUAUUUCUUAUUGUGUCAAAUAAUCUCAGUGCUUGUUUACUUUGACUCGCGAUAUUGACUAUUCUAUAUCUAUCAACCAGUUAAUAAUCAAAUAGUAAGUCUUUUUAGCGCGCUAAUCUGGUAAACUACUAGUCGGAAAAAAUUCGGAAAGUGAAAAGUCUUUUUUGUAUUUGCUAGACCCGUUCUUGAAGAAGGUUGUCAUCAUCUAAUAUCACGCUUUGACCUUAAAGACCCGAGCUAAAGAAAAAAAGUGAGAAAGAACUUUCAGCAAAAACGAAUAUAGCCCGGGCGGGCAAUCAUCAAAGUUUCAUCAUUUUCGAUGUUGAAUAAAAACAUCGAAAAUGAUAGUUAGUAAGUUUAGAAAAAAUGUGGAGAAAAACAGGCCAUAAAGUUAAAAAUGUCUAACUGACUAAAGCUUUCAUAGUACAUAUGUUAAAUCAAAGUUCAUUAUUUAUAAGCACUUCCGUAUAUUCUUAAAUCAACUAGUCAUUUAUAUUUAUCCAUAGCUAUAUGAUUGAACUAAUAUAUAACAACACAACUUGCAUCUAUUUGUAGAUUGCGCGUGACUUUUGCCACAGGCGAUUUGGUAGUGGCGGCCGACUACGUUUCCUGGAUUUAGGAGUCAAGGUCAACAAGCACUUUUGAUGUAAAAAUUAUUAAUAAAGGUAAUUUAUGUAAACGGACACUCUGUAGGUCCGUGGCGUGAAAAUAGAAUGAAUUAACUGGUAAUAUUCUAUUCUGGUUAUGAUUACGUUAGGACCCAGUCUAAGAAAAAACCAAGAGAUUCGCAUUAUGUUGUUGCGCCAUUAAUGGUGUUUACCCUAGUCACAAUGUUUAUCAUUUCCGGGUACAAUGUUCAUUCUCAAAAAUAGAUAUAAUGGAAAUUAUAUGAUGUAAGUUAAUAAAAUAUAAAUUAAUUAUUAUUAUUGAAAAAAUAGUAGCGUUUACUUGAAUCCUCGUAAAACCGGAACUUUUAUGAUGUAAGAUUCUAUAAUAUCCUUUUUUACAGCAGGGGGAGAGAAGACAUGAUAAAUAAAAUUGCUAUACCUACUUGUCUUGAACAAAUUUAAUGCUAACGUACCACGGGACAAAUCGUGUGUGAUGAAAUGUGUUAAUGGAUAGCUGCAGUCGUCGCUACCCGUUGUAUAUUUAUAUACAUAUGUUUCGGACUCUAGACGCUUCGCUUGCCGCGCUGCGAUAUAUUUCGCACGAGUCGAAUGUCCCGUGGCCAGAACGUUAGCUGUAGCGCUUGUGUAGUAGCUUAUCUGUGUAGCAGCUACGCCGUAACUGUUGUAGCAAAAUAUCAAUCGAUUUGAAUAAUAAUGUUAAAUAUAAAACUGACAGAUAUUAUUGUUGCUUGUAUAAAUAAAAGUGAAAGGAGUUAAACUUCUUUGGCCUAUAUUGAUACGCUCGCAACAAUUUUUGGCAAUUUAAAUACGCAUACACGAAAUGCCUAAUACACGUACUCUUGUUUUCUAUAAAAUCAAAGUCGAAAUAAAUAUGUAAAUAUAGAAAAAAAAAUGUAUAUUCGUGUAUAAUUUAUUAUGUAAAUACUUAAGUCUGAUAUAUUUUAUUUAAGCCGAAAAUCAUAAUUGAAAGUUUUAUUUUUACGAAUUUUGUACCAUUCCCAAGUUCUUAAAGAAAAAUUAUUCGCCUACCUUUUACAAACUUUUAACUACCUAAGUAAGAGUUAAUAUUUAACCCUCGCUAGAUAGUAAAUGACUUAUUACAUAUACCUAUAUAAAUGUUGCCAAAGCUUUAUUAUAUUUUUAUCACUAGAUAUUAUUAUAUUUGUUAAAAUAAUAAGAUAUAGGUAUACUAAUUAAGUGAAAUUGGGAAACAAAACGCUAAUUGUACAGUAAAAAUUUAGCAUAUCGUAAUUUUACAAAAUUUCAUUUGGUUAAUAACUAACGAAUAAAUUCAAUAUCUUAUAAUG
Pararge aegeria (speckled wood butterfly) is the source of this 4003-nucleotide messenger RNA. RefSeq names its product diuretic hormone receptor (gene Dh44-R2). The transcript is spliced from 11 exons. Lineage: Eukaryota; Metazoa; Arthropoda; Insecta; Lepidoptera; Nymphalidae. Gene Ontology annotation, molecular function: G protein-coupled peptide receptor activity; peptide hormone binding; diuretic hormone receptor activity. The record is from RefSeq and is a predicted model, not a curated record. Gene Ontology annotation, biological process: cell surface receptor signaling pathway; adenylate cyclase-modulating G protein-coupled receptor signaling pathway. Gene Ontology annotation, cellular component: plasma membrane. The annotation marks the transcript as partial.